Messenger RNA from Aspergillus luchuensis, 522 nucleotides. RefSeq lists its product as uncharacterized. Gene Ontology annotation, biological process: carotene catabolic process. NCBI's taxonomy places the organism in Eukaryota, Fungi, Ascomycota, Eurotiomycetes, Eurotiales, Aspergillaceae. The coding region runs from base 1 to 522 and encodes 173 amino acids. The record is from RefSeq and is a predicted model, not a curated record. The transcript has a single exon. Gene Ontology annotation, molecular function: carotenoid dioxygenase activity.
AUGAGUGCAACGAAGUAUGUCUACGGCUGUUCGAUGAGGGAAGGAAAUUUUGCGACCACGCAUAACAGCUGCUUCAAGAUAGAUAGCCUGGUUAAGGUCAACGUGGAGUCAAUCCUCCGCAAGGGGCUUGACAAUCCACCGUCCCAGGUUCAUGGAUGUGUUGAUACUCGUUCUAUCCAUGAGAUCAUCAACUCCGAGGAUCCUCAUGACCCCAUCAAAGUUUUUGCUCUGCCUCCGAGGCAUUACGCACAGGAAUGCUCGUUCGUGCCUCGCAAGGAUGGUGUCUCUGAGGAUGAUGGAUGGCUCGUUACGUAUGUUUUUGACGAAUCUUGGCUGGAUGACCGCGGAGAUCCUCUGCCGGACGCACAUAGUGAGUUAUGGAUCAUUGAUGCGGUGAGCAUGAAGGAAGUCGUUGGCCGGGUGGUCUUGCCACAACGGGUUCCGUACGGAAUGCAUGGAAGUUGGUUCUCGGAAGAAGAGAUCUUGAACCAAAGAGGGGUACAUCAUUAUCGCAAUGAGUAG